AUGCUGACGCCAUGGACGCUGCUUCCUUUCGCCUUGGCUUUCUUGGACGAGGUAGAAGAUGGACCCCCUCAGAUGACAUCUGAUUGGUGGGACCUGCAUUAUGUGGAGACUCUGGAAGACAUUGACCUUACAGUGGAUCCACGCGAGGCAAGAGCCACAGCUGGGCUCGAGGGUGGUAGCCUGGCUGAUGAAGGGUUGCUGGAUGCAGCAGUGGAUUGCAUCGGAGAGGCAUUUUUGAACCACUCCAGACGGCCAAAGGUGCUUGUCUUGGGCUGCGGCCUCUCGCCCUUGGUCUAUGUCCUUGCUGAUACCUUUCCGCAUGUGACUGCUGGUUGUAUGGAGCUAUCGCCCACCCUCCUGGAGAGUUUGGAGGCCAUGGCAUUGCCGUUGCCUCGACCUCCCAAGUUCUUCGUGCAAGCUGAUAUCACCGCACUUCGACGACGACGUGGAAAGGAUUCACAGGUGUUGAAGCCUGGGUCCUUCGAUGUCCUCGUGGAUGAGAACGUCCUGGAUGGAAUGGCCUGCCGCUUCCCCGCGAGCAAGGGCCUGGCCUCCCUGCGCGAGGCCUUGGACGGCAUCGCGUGGCUGCUGAAGCCCCAUGGUCGAUUGAUCACGAUUUCCUUUGCACCUCUAACAGAGGGACCAUACUUGGAAGCCUUCGAAGACUGGGCCUUGAUGCCUCCCUGCGCCUUGCAGCGUGACACAAUUCACGUUGCCACCUGGACAAAGAUGCAGAGAAAAAGAACAUAG
Messenger RNA from Cladocopium goreaui, 750 nucleotides. NCBI's taxonomy places the organism in Eukaryota, Dinophyceae, Suessiales, Symbiodiniaceae. The record is from the annotation of a GenBank genome assembly.